AUGACUCUACAGGAUGGCGUCGCUCCCAACGGAGCUGCUCCUGCUAGGAGACACGAAGAGUACCAGUAUCUUGACCUGAUACGGGAAAUUCUGGAAGAAGGGGAGCAAAGACCCGAUCGUACAGGCACCGGCACCAUCAGCAUUUUCGCCCCUAGACCAAUCAAGUUCUCUCUCAACCAGGACGGCAUUCCCAUCCUUCCGCUUCUAACUACGAAACGCGUCUUUCUUCGGGCCGUCAUUGCCGAACUGUUGUGGUUCAUCGAGGCCAACACGUCAUCCAAGGCCCUCAGCGACGUCGGCGUCAGGAUCUGGGACGGCAACGGCUCCCGCGAGUUCCUCGACAACCUGGGCCUCACGCACCGCGAAGAAGGCGACCUGGGACCCGUCUACGGCUUCCAAUGGCGUCACUUUGGAGCGGAAUACGUGGAUGCCAAGACGGACUAUACGGGCCAGGGCGUCGACCAGCUUGCAGACGUCAUUGACAAACUCAAGCACAAGCCGUACGACCGCAGGAUAAUCAUGAGUGCGUGGAACGCCCGUGACUUGCAUCUCAUGGCGCUGCCGCCGUGCCAUGUGUUUGCCCAAUUCUACGUCUCAUAUCCCAGGCGCAGACGGCGGAACGGCGCAGUCCCGUCAGCCAACGGCUGUACGUCCUCCUCCACGGAGGCAAGCAACGGCGCCGAGGAGAGCAAGGCGACUGAGAAGGGCCAUCUGCACUGUCAACUGUACCAGAGAUCCUGUGACAUGGGUCUCGGCGUGCCGUUCAACAUUGCUAGCUACGCCCUGCUCACGCACAUGAUUGCCCACGUGUGCGAUUUGGUACCCGGCAGCUUGACACACGUCAUGGGCGAUGCUCACGUCUACGCCGACCAUGAAGACGCUCUGAAUGUCCAGUUGGAAAGAGAACCACGCCAGUUCCCCGAGGUGGAAAUGGCGCGAGAGAAGGGAUGUAGCAUAGACGGGUGGAAGGUGGAAGACAUCAUUGUCAGGGGGUAUGAUCCGCACAAGACGAUCGCCAUGAAGAUGGCUGUAUGA
Molecule: messenger RNA, 1035 nt
Organism: Metarhizium album ARSEF 1941
Lineage: Eukaryota; Fungi; Ascomycota; Sordariomycetes; Hypocreales; Clavicipitaceae
Product: thymidylate synthase
Exons: 2
Coding region: 1-1035 (344 amino acids)
Biological process (GO): dTMP biosynthetic process
Cellular component (GO): cytosol; mitochondrion
Molecular function (GO): thymidylate synthase activity
Source: RefSeq, a predicted model, not a curated record